Talaromyces atroroseus is the source of this 840-nucleotide messenger RNA. RefSeq lists its product as hypothetical. The transcript has 3 exons. The record is from RefSeq and is a predicted model, not a curated record. Lineage: Eukaryota; Fungi; Ascomycota; Eurotiomycetes; Eurotiales; Trichocomaceae. Bases 1 to 840 code for a protein of 279 amino acids.
AUGGUUAUGUACUUUUUCCACAAGCCGAGUCGCCUGCUUGUCGACAUUGAAAGAGCAAGAUUUCCUGCUCGUUACCCCUCAAAAUCUUCAACAUGCGACCUCGGCUACGGGCCAACAUCUUACUUAGUGCAACGCUCUUUACGUGUCAAGAAAGCAGAAGAACGGAUCUUAGCCCUAGCCUCCACAGGGGGUUCUCGCCGCAUCAAACCAGAAGUUGCCCUUAUUCUUCGUCAUGCUACACAUAUGGACGCCGAAGAAUUGAUGAAUCUGUACAAUUCUUACGUACGCGGCACUGUCCAAUGCCUCGACACCAAACCAAUCGCCGUGGAUGACAUGUUCCAACGCGUCGACGAAUCGCGCAAGGAGGAGCUCCCUUUUAUUGUUGCAAUAGAUGUACAGAGGCAAGAGUCCGGCCGCAAGAUGUUGGAGUAUAUUCGACUGACCAAAUUCUUGGACGGGCAACCCUCUGUCUCGGGCACAGCUCGGUUGGAAAUAAUGAUUUGGCAUUCCAACAGAGGUCAGAAUGUCGGCCGCUGCUUGAUGGAUGCGAUGAUGACUUUGGCCGACCCACGAUAUUCUCCAAAAGGAGGCUACUACUUUAUGCCCCCUCCAAAUGAUAUGGAUGAUAUAUCAUUCUCCAGCUCAAUAAGCUGUCGCCCAUUGUCGUAUUUGGUCAUGUUAAUGAAUCACUCGGACCCUGAGGCGUCGAGGUUCCGCAGGAUCAGGGAUUGGCUGUCACGGGAACACACCUUUUCGCAAAAAGGAGACUUGCCAUCUGUAGCUGAGAAAAUGGGACAGCCAGUUAACAUUGCUAUUUUGGUCCGUCGUAUCCGCCUGUGA